Gaeumannomyces tritici R3-111a-1 is the source of this 3104-nucleotide messenger RNA. RefSeq lists its product as hypothetical. Gene Ontology annotation, molecular function: DNA binding; zinc ion binding; DNA-binding transcription factor activity, RNA polymerase II-specific. Gene Ontology annotation, biological process: DNA-templated transcription; regulation of DNA-templated transcription. The transcript has 6 exons. Bases 291 to 3104 code for a protein of 937 amino acids. The record is from RefSeq and is a predicted model, not a curated record. NCBI's taxonomy places the organism in Eukaryota, Fungi, Ascomycota, Sordariomycetes, Magnaporthales, Magnaporthaceae.
UACAUACCCCCGACCAGGUUAUCAAACGAGCCCCAUCCCUGGGCAACGUUUUUGGAGGCUCUAGCUCCAGCCCCGGACAUCCUCAUCCCCGCCAGCACCCUCAGCCGCGCCGGCUCCACGCGGCCAGCCCUCAACUCCGACGUUGAUGUUGCGCGAGACGCACAGAAUGUUCCCGUGCCCAAAUCGCCGUCGCCCGCAUUCCAGGUGACGUCCCAGGUGACGUUCGUUUACCUUCGUUUCCGACCUCGGCCUGCCUGUCCCCCUCGUCUCUGUCCCUCCUGUCGGGUGCUAUGGACGCGAUGGACACCAUAGACGACGAUGCCGGGCGCGCCGACAGGACCGCCCUCACCAGCCCGAGCCCCAAGCACUCGGCCGAGUCGUCCACCACGCCCUCGGUUGGCGGCGGCUACGGCAAGCACCCCGCCCUGAGCCCCGCCGCCGCCGCCGCCGCCGCCGCCAGCGCUGCCCAGCCCAAGCGGAAGCGCGGCCCCGGCAUUGUUACGCCCAACGCCUGUAACGAAUGCAGGAAGAAGCGGGCAAAGUGCGACGGUCUGAGGCCGUGCUCGAGGUGCAAGGCCCAGAAGGGCGUCGAGUGUGUCUACGAAGUCCCCUUGCGCCAAUCCAAGGAAGACCUCCGGGCCGAGAUCGACCAGCUCCGUCGCCAGCAGCAGAACAACGAGUCCAUCCUGUCCGCCCUGGCCGAGCCUUCGCGCUGGGAGGAGGUCCUGCAGCGUCUGCGCUCCGGCCACUCCGUCGAGAGCAUUUCCGAGUGGCUGGGCGGCACCCUCCCCUCGGGCGGCGGCGCCAUGGCGGCCCUGCCCCGUCGCGGCCCUGGCCCGGUCCCCUCGGCGAGCUCGGGCAAUAUCAACAUAGCUCCGAGGCCUCCCCGCCUCGAGACCACGGCCGCCUCGGCCCCGUCCCAACCCAGCAGCGGCCUCCGCCACGAGCUGGACCAGAACAGUCCCUGGGGCGACCCAUUGUCCCUGCAGCCAGGUAUGGGCGAGUCUCGGCACACGGAUAAUACCACUUGGAGAGAUGAGAACAGGGGCUCCUUCUCGCGCGUCAACACGUGGGUAGAGACGAUGCAACAGCAACAGCAGCAGCCACAACAGACACAUUACCGCCAGUUCGAGCCGGUCAUGGCACACGAUGUGCCCCAGGUCAAGAUCCCCGUGGAGACAUGGACGAGCCUGACGCCUGACAUAUCGCUGGUGCAGCACCUGCUGUCGCUGUACUUCUGCUGGGAGUACCCGACCUUUGCAUCGCUCAGCAAAGAGCACUUCAUCAGCGACUUCCAACAAGGACGCCCGCGCUUCUGCUCAUCCAUCCUUGUCAAUGCCCUCAUGGCCCUGGGAUGUCGCUUCUCGAGUCAGCCCAACACGCGUGCCAACCCUGACGAUCCCUACUCAUCAGGUGAUCACUUUUUCAAAGAGUGCCAGCGACUGCUCUAUGAGGAGACAUCGCACCACACGCUCACCACCAUCCAGGCCCUCGGCAUCAUGUCCAUCCGGGAGGCGAGCUGCGGUCGUGACUCGGAGAGCUGGUUCUACGCCGGCCAAAGCAUCAAGCUCGCCAUCGAGAUGGGUCUUCACAAGAUACAGGACGUGGGUGGCGAUGAGGACGAGCUGGCCGUCCAGGCGGCCACGUUUUGGGGGGCCUUUGCCCUGGAUCAUGCGUGGUCGUUGGCGACAGGCUCGCUCCCCCAGAGCUCGUCGUUUAUCAAACUACCUCCCAAGCCCAACAUCAUCGAUGAUAUCGAGGCCUCGCUGUGGAUUCCCUAUACAGACGAUGGCACGCCAUUGCAGCAGUCGUCGUGCGAGCAGCCGUCCAAUGUGCGCUCCGUCUACAAGUGCUUUUGCGAGCUCAGCGAGCUGGUGCACCAAUCGCUGUACGCCCUACAUUCGCCCGGGAAGCCAUUGGCAGCCCGCGAGCUCCUCGCUUUAUAUACCAGCUACCUCCACUGGUACGCCAACAUCCCGGAGGUGCUCAGGCUGGGGGCAAACUUUACUCCCUCGGUCCUCUUUGCACACAUGUAUUACCACUUUGCCAUACUACUCCUGUUUAGGCCACUCAUCAAACUGCGCAUAAUCGGGUCCAGUGUCAGCCCCCGCGACGUUUGCCUGCAAGCGGCCGAGGCGAUUAGCAGCCUCCUCCGAUCGUAUUCACAGCUCUACACCCUGCGGCGCACUCCCUCUUUCGUCCCUUACUUUGUGCUCACAUCGUCCAUCAUGCAUCUUGCCAUCGCGGCAACGAGAGCCCAGGAGUCAUCGGCGCCCGCGGCUGGAACCGGCGGUGCUGGCGCGGCGGCUGUCACCGGACAGGACUCUGCGGGAGACUUGGCUCAGCCACCGGAGAACAUCACGACGGAAGCCGCCGUCUCGGCCGCCAGGUCAGACCCGCAGGUUGUGCGAUCCAUCAACCAGGGAAUAGCCGAUCUCACCGAGAUGGCACCCUGCCAUCAUUUUGCGGAGCAGGCUCUCAACAUUCUGAGACACCUAGCCAAGAAAUGGAAGAUCGAGGUCAACAUAGGAUUCCAUACCAACCGCAUGAGACAGGGCGAGCGGGCGAGCAAUGACGAAAAGCAGCUGCAACGGCAGCGAGAAGAGCAACAGCGGGCGCAAGGACAGCCUCAAGGACAGGAGCAAGGACGAGAACAACAGCAGCAGCAAGAAGAACAACAACAAGCUCAGGAUCCACAAGAACCUCGUGAUCCAGCGCAGCUCCUGCGGCAACAACAAGAGGCGCUGGAGGAACAACUACAAAAGCAACAAGACGAUCUGGAUGCCGAGCAUAGCGUCCGCCCCGUCACGUCAAGCCUCAAUUUCUUCGCACCCAACGUGUCGGACCACGACUUUGUCUGCUCAUGGGGAGGAGACCAGCCGGCCGGCCAAGCAAGCUCGUCCAGCGACGCCGUCCCGGCUGCCCCCUCAGCACCGGGCAUGACGGGCACCAUGCCGGUCGCAGGGUCCGAUAUGAACCACGUCGUUGCCGCCACGUCGACGGGCCGCAUGGCGAACCCCCUCUUCUGGCCUUUCCCAAUGCAGGGGAAGCCGAUGUUGCCUACAGGCAAGGCGCUGCUGGAGGCUGGAUUUGAGUUAUUGUGA